AUGGAUCUUGUUCGAAAGGAGCAUGAACGGCUGGCAAAGAGGCUCAAGGCCUCGCAGGGCACUAAAAAUGUCCAAGCUACCAUAGACCUCCUUCAGUCCGCCCGAGAUGCAAUUGCCGCUGACCCGAGCCAGGCAUCCAUCACUCUUGCAAAACUUCAGAACUCAGCCAAGUCAUCGUUUGACUCGAUCAACGACAGUCUCAAAGAGACCCAUAGUGGGCUGAACAAAUACAGCAAAGCACUAGAUAAGCUUUUCAAAGACAAACCACUGCCAAGCACCGAGCACGAUGCCUUGUCGUCCCAAGAACAUCUCAUCAACCGCGCCAUCGCCAUGCAUCUCCUACGGGAGGGGCAAUUCUCCGUCGCUGCGACAUUUCUCUCCGAAAUAGCCGAGAAAAAGGUUGCGAAUCAGGACCAGGAGAUGAACGCAGGCAGUACGGACAAUGGUGUGACGCUUCUUGAUAUCGAAGAGGUUCCGUCGGAUGAAGUACGGAAAGAAUUUGCCACCAUGUACUACAUACUGCACGAGAUGGAGGAGAACAACAACUUGCUUCCGGCCAUUCAUUGGUCAAGGGAAAAUAAGGAGGCCCUGGAGGCCCGAGGCAGCAAUCUCGAGUUUGAACUGUGCCGGUUACAGUUUGUUUGGCUAUUCCACGGUGGGCAAGAUUCCCAAGACUCCACGCCCGCGGGCCGGCAGGCUGCUCUGGAAUACGCCCGACGUGAGUUCCAGGCGUUCUUGCCCAGAUAUCUGGCGGAAAUCCAGCAGCUGAUGGGAGCCAUGGCAUUUGCCCCGAAUCUGCAAAGCUCACCUUACCGAGCUAUUUUCAACAAUCCAUCCGCAUGGACGGAUGUGGCCCAGUCAUUCACGCGAGAAUUCUGCUCGCUCCUUGGUCUUUCUGCGGAUUCGCCACUAUAUAUCGCUGCUACUGCUGGUGCAAUAGCUCUCCCUACCCUACUGAAACUGCAGACAAUCAUGAAAGCGAAACGCACUGAGUGGACUACGCAAAAUGAACUUCCGGUCGAAAUCCCACUGCCACCCUCCUAUCUCUUUCAUUCCAUUUUCGUCUGCCCUGUUUCCAAAGAACAAACCACGGACGCGAAUCCUCCUAUGAUGAUGCCAUGUGGACACGUGAUCGCAGAAGAGUCGUUGAAGCGUCUGUGCAAGGGCAAUCGGUUUAAGUGCCCUUAUUGUCCCAGCGAGAGCCAUCCUCGAGAGGCCCGAAAGGUUUUCCUCUGA
This is a messenger RNA of Aspergillus clavatus NRRL 1, 1236 nucleotides long. Its product is annotated as ubiquitin-protein ligase RMD5. The record is from RefSeq and is a predicted model, not a curated record. The transcript has 4 exons. Gene Ontology annotation, cellular component: nucleus; GID complex; cytoplasm. The coding region runs from base 1 to 1236 and encodes 411 amino acids. Lineage: Eukaryota; Fungi; Ascomycota; Eurotiomycetes; Eurotiales; Aspergillaceae. Gene Ontology annotation, biological process: proteasome-mediated ubiquitin-dependent protein catabolic process. Gene Ontology annotation, molecular function: ubiquitin protein ligase activity; protein binding.